Daldinia loculata is the source of this 2105-nucleotide messenger RNA. RefSeq lists its product as uncharacterized. Gene Ontology annotation, molecular function: protein binding. The transcript has 4 exons. The coding region runs from base 91 to 1896 and encodes 601 amino acids. NCBI's taxonomy places the organism in Eukaryota, Fungi, Ascomycota, Sordariomycetes, Xylariales, Hypoxylaceae. The record is from RefSeq and is a predicted model, not a curated record.
UUGGCUUCCUUCGAAACCCCAGGCUACUAUAUUCCCGACCGAAUCCCUCAUAAUGUUUAAUCUUUCCUCCUGAAAUGUCAAACCGCCCCAAUGAAGGGCUUGCGUUCGCCUUUCCCGCUGGUACUCGCGGUAUUAGGAUGUUUGGGAAGAAUCAGCUUGGUCGACGGACAUGGCCUCACCAGACGUACCGUCGAUAACCCCGGUCCCGAUGGUUUCAUCCGACAUAGAUAUCCUUCAGUCGUGCCGUUUGGUGAUUACGUCUACAUAGAUGGCGGUCAAAUGUUUCAGCCGAACAACGGAAAUGGGUCGAAUAGCACUCAGUCGGAUCCAUACACUUCCUACCCCGUAAGCUCGACGCUUUCCCUCAACUUAAACGAAUCAUGGACGAACGAAACGGUCGAAUUUCGGACGAUCCCGAAGGCGGCGCCGCUUCUCGGGCAGCAAGUCUACUGGACCGACCACUCGUAUAACCCGGGUGCCUUCUAUGUUUGGGGUGGAAAGACGAUGGACAACGGAUCGCCGCCGGAGGACCAGCUAUGGUAUUUUAGUGCUGACGGCUCGGGUGGCGGGUCAUGGUCACAGCUUCCCCAGGGCGAUUACCGCCAGUUCUCACAACUUCUACGUCCGGCCGGCGCAUCAUUUACGCAGAGCGCCAAUAUGGGCUAUUCGUUUGGUGGUCUAGCUAGUCGGGAGUCCGACCACUCGAUUCAGAAGGCCGAUCCUGGUUACGCUGUGAAGGGAGUUGUAUCAUACGAUUUUCAGACCAACCAAUGGGCUAAUCAUAGCUCGGAAUCAUUCGGGGAUUACGGUACUAGCUUAUACGGUUGUGCCGAAUAUGUACCAUUCGGACCUAACGGAUUAUUGGUCUUCCUCGGUGGCAUCGAGACGACCGUUGACGUAAACAGCGUGUAUACCAACGGAGUCAGUUGGACUGAACUCACGCUAUACGAUCCGGUAACAGGAAAGUGGUAUACACAGAAGACAACAGGAGACCCACCGCCACGGGUCGAACGAGCUUGUAGUGUCGGUGUUCGGGGGCCUAACAACACGUAUGAAAUAUUCAUUUAUGGUGGCUCACUGGUCACCUAUGGAAAUACGUUUUCUGGCGUCUACGUACUAUCUCUGCCUGGAUUCCAUUUCUUCAAAUCGAAUUCUCCCGGUACGCCGCGUGCCGACCAUGGUUGCGCGGUCAUCGGCAAGGGCAGGAGACAGAUGCUUAGUUAUGGAGGCAUCGAUGCUGGCCCUGAGCUUGAUUUUGACAACAUGACGAGCGAUCCGUGGAGACAAGGUCUUGGUGUUUACGAUAUGACUGAGAUGACAUGGACGAACUCGUACGAUGUAGAUGCUGCAGACUAUGAGAGCCCCGCCGUGGUGAGGGAUUGGUAUGCCCAAGGGAAUAUGAAGACUAUGACCUGGGAUAACGACGAGCUUAAAGGGCUAUUCGUUAACGGUAGUUCAAGCACAUACGGUAUGAUGAACAACUCCGCUAUAACAGAAGAUUUGCCAAAAGACUCUCUGAGCUCGGCCCAAAGGACUGGUGUUAUUAUCGGUAGCACUGUAGGAGGAGUAGUGGUGCUUACGGCCAUCGGCGCUGCCAUAUUUUUAAUGCGGCGAAGAAGACGUCGUCGACAAAGCAGCCGGGCCAGCAGCACGAUAAACGAGUACAGACCGGAGCCGUGGCCGAAAGAUUCGCCGCGGUUGCGGUCGACUACGCCGGGGACGAUGACGACGUUUGUAUCUUCGCAAACCCCGGUAGAACCAGUAGAGAUAAAUGGUAUAACGAGAGGGGAACUACCCGCGGAGGAUGUAAAAUGGACAUACGAGCUUCCGGUUCCCACACCACACGCCACACCACGGCUGAGGCCAGAGCUUCCAGAUAGGAAGUUUUCACAUUAAUAUUAUUUUGUAAAGAGUAUAAAUAAAAUAUAAUGACUUGUGCUUAAUAUGGUCAGCUUAGACGGCCAACUUAUUGAAUUGUGAGGCGAAGCGUACCGAGACGAAUCGGUCGUACUUCUAAGUUUUCUCCCUAUAACCUAAACUCGGCCGGAAUUCUCAUUUAUUUUCCACGCGAAUUGAAUUCGUCGUCUUGUGGCUUCUUCGCAGCA